CAUGACGAUGGUUCCGACGGAGAUCAAAGAACGCCUAGCCAUUUCCUUUGAACAUCUGCGCACCGCAACCGUCUUGGAUGAGACAAGGUUAAAGAACUGCUCGAACGAGAUCGCACGUGCUCUUCUUGAUUCCGAUUUUCCUGUAUCGCUUGUGACUGAGAUUGAGGGGAAAAUCCAGACGAUCAUCGAUACCAAUGAAGCGUGUGAGAGUCGCAAACUAAUAAUAUACAAGACUAUUUCGGAAGAACUUUCUGGGAUCCUAGACCCCCGAAAAUCUGCAUCCAUUCAGGGAAAGCGUGAAAGCAUUGUGAUGUUUAUCGGCCUACAAGGUUGUGAAAAGAGCUACACGUGCGCCAGAUAUGCUCGUUACCACAUGAAAAUGGGAUUCAAGCCUGCUUUGGUGUGCGCUGAUACUUUUGCGAUUGAUGCUUUUGAUUUGCUAAAGAAAGCUUCCAAAGAUGAGGUCCCUGUGUACAGAAGAAGCUGCAAGAGAGACCCUGCCAGAAUUGCCAGCGAAGGAAUCGCAAAGUUCAGGAAAGAUAGCCGUGACUUCAUAGUUGUUGACACCACUGGCCGGCACACAGAGUUUUAUGCCUUGUUUGUGGAGAUGCGCCGAUUAGCCAAUGCAGUGAAACCAAAUCUUGUAAUAUUUGUCAUCGACGGCAGUGUCGGUAAGGACGCAUUUGAACAAGCUCGUUCAUUCAGGGAAAGCUUUCCUGCUGGGGUUGCUAUUGUUACCAAAAUAACCACCUACGCAAAGUCCCUUGGUGCUCUCGCCGCUGUUGCCGCAGCAGAAUGUCCGAUGAUAUUCUCUACAAAAGGAGAGAAGGGUAAGGAGUUCAAAGUAUUUGAAGCAGAGUCGUUUGUCAGGCAGCUCAUGCCAGCUAAUCAAGAUCAUGAACAUAAGGAUAAGACUCCUGAAUUUGCUUAUACAUUGAGGAAAAUGUAUGCUUAUUUCAGGGAUUCAUGCGGAUAUGAGCAUAAGGUUUUGCGCGGUUCUAAGCCACUGGUAGACAUCCCGACAAUGAAGCUGUACAUCAAAAUAAUGGACAACAUGACAAGUGAAGAGCUCGAAAAAUCAGAAGUAAGCAAGGAACGUAUGGUGCAUUUAGCUGAACAAUCCAAUGUAGAUGUGAUUCAAAUUGUGGGCAUGAUGAAAUUGUACAAGAAGAAGGCCAAGGCGUGGCUGAAGAUGAAGGAGGGGAUGUGCAAACUUGAAUUGUAUUAUAACAGAUGCUCAAACUCACAAAGAUGAAAGUUGUAUGUAAUGGAAUGAGGUAUCUAAUCCGUUUGUGUUCUCGGACUUUUUCUUAUCAAAGCUUUUUUUUGUCGA
Molecule: messenger RNA, 1333 nt
Organism: Raphanus sativus (radish)
Lineage: Eukaryota; Viridiplantae; Streptophyta; Magnoliopsida; Brassicales; Brassicaceae
Product: signal recognition particle subunit SRP54 1
Exons: 10
Coding region: 2-1255 (417 amino acids)
Biological process (GO): SRP-dependent cotranslational protein targeting to membrane, translocation; SRP-dependent cotranslational protein targeting to membrane
Cellular component (GO): cytosol; signal recognition particle, endoplasmic reticulum targeting
Molecular function (GO): GTP binding; GTPase activity; endoplasmic reticulum signal sequence receptor activity
Source: RefSeq, a predicted model, not a curated record